AUGAAGCUUCUCCGCCUUAGUUUGUUAACUACGAUCUUCAAUUCCCCCUUCCAGGUGUAUGCCAUCAAUGUCGCUGUGAGAAGAAUUGGGGAUAGUGCUGUCAUUAAGGACAACAAAGUUACCUGGAUUGGAGAAGGAGGGUUUGAGGACGGGUUUUCGUGCCCUGAUUCCCAUGUUCUUAAUCCCAGUGCCGACAAGGCAUUUGCUUCCUGCUGUUUGCCAGGUCAAACACUUAAAGAAUCAUCCACCACCGCAUUCGACUGCUGUGCUGAAGGCCAUGAUCUGGCCGGCUCAGAGGCUACCGGCUAUAUCUGCUGCCCAACUGGUCACACCUAUGAUGGGAAUGUCUGCAGCAAUGGGAAGCCCCUUGUGGAUAACAAAUGCGCUUGCACCAAAGAUCAGAACCAAAAUGUGACUACCGAAGGUUGUUGCGAGCCGGAAGAAUGCUCAUCUGGUCUAAAGACCGGAAAAUGUUAUACUUUUCUCGAGAAAAAUGGAGAACUUCUAGGAUACACUCGUACUGGCGGGUACUACAACUCGGCCCCGGAUAGCAGAGAUCGCAUCUUUGGAAAAUUCCAACUCUGCAGAGACCGGACAUGCAACCCAGGACGGCCCAUAAAUCCCGGGGACGAGCUCUAUAUCAAAGACCUGCACGGGACUCCAAUGGAUGGAGCAGAUGCAGGUCAAUGGAUGAACAACGCUGCGGAUGGUGGCCAUAUUGGCAAAACUCCGGACUUUGCAAGAGCUGGUAGAUUUGCUAUCACUAAAUGGCCAUGCGCCAAAUACUGUAUAACUGGCGCAGAAUUUGGCCUCGGGCCCGUUUGCCCGGCGAACCAACCUGCACUUACCUUCUACACGCGAUCAUCUGAGCCGUGUGUCCCGUUCGAGCUUACGGAAGUUCCGUGUACUGUAAGGGGCAUCACGAACAAUUGCAUCUGGCGCAAUGGCAAGGAUCAAUGUUGUGACAAGAUUGACUGCUCGGAGCGGGAGUGUCACAAGUAA
This is a messenger RNA of Arthroderma uncinatum, 1002 nucleotides long. RefSeq names its product cysteine-rich secreted protein. The transcript has 2 exons. Lineage: Eukaryota; Fungi; Ascomycota; Eurotiomycetes; Onygenales; Arthrodermataceae. The record is from RefSeq and is a predicted model, not a curated record. The coding region runs from base 1 to 1002 and encodes 333 amino acids.